Messenger RNA from Ruditapes philippinarum (Manila clam), 1503 nucleotides. RefSeq lists its product as uncharacterized. The coding region runs from base 1 to 1503 and encodes 500 amino acids. The record is from RefSeq and is a predicted model, not a curated record. Lineage: Eukaryota; Metazoa; Mollusca; Bivalvia; Venerida; Veneridae. The transcript has a single exon.
AUGAACAUUAUUACAUCUGCACCAGAUUAUAAUGAUCUUGAGCGAUUCUGGAAAUUAGAAUCCAUCGGCAUUUUACCCGCAACAGAAGAAAAAGCUUCUGACUACUUGCAUGAUUAUCAGAAAAACUGCAUUACCUUUGAAAAUGACAAGUAUACUGCUUCGUUGCCAUGGAAACCUGAUCACCCUAAUUUACCCGACAACUAUAACAUCACAUUAAGAAGAACUCACAACACCAUACGACGACUACGUGAAGACCCCCCUUUACUACAAAAGUACGACGGCAUAAUUAAAGACCAGGAAAAGAGAGGAUUUAUAGAGAAAGUGAAUGUUUUACCAAGUGAGCGUCCCGUGCACUAUAUCCCACAUCACGGAGUAAAGAAACAUUCGGCCACCACCCCUAUCCGUAUUGUGUUUGACUGUAGUUGUCGUCAAAACAAAAAUUCACCCAGUCUUAAUGAUUGCCUAGAAUCAACCCCUCCUGAGAUCAACGAAUUGACAAGUAUCUUAGUGAACUUUAGAAAGCACAGAUAUGCCGUCUGCACAGAUAUUGAGAAGGCUUUUCUUCAAAUACAACUCAACGAGUAUGAUCGUGACGUCACACGAUUUCUAUGGUUGAACGACAUUUAUGAUCCAAAUAGUGACCUUAUAACAUACAGAUUCAAGUCCGUGUUUUUUGGUGCCACAUGUUCACCAUUUAUACUUCAUGCCACUUUAACCAAGCAUCUGAGUGUCAAUGAUCAUAAUUGGGUGAGUGCAAUACUUAAGAAAGACUUAUAUGUUGAUAACGUGAUGUCCAGUUUUUCUGACGAGAGUACUUUACUGGACUACUUCCAGAACACACGCAAAUCGAUGACAUCUGCUGGUUUUAUCUUACGGUCCUGGAGCUCUAAAAACAGUUCCCUGCGCAGCCUAGCGGAAGCGGAAGAAGUAGCCGAAACUGAAGAAAUAACUAACAUCCUUGGAAUGAAAUGGGACCCGAUAUCAGACCAGAUUUGUUUAGCACAGAAGACCAUUUCUACUUCCCAAUUUAUAACAAAACGUGUCAUACUCAAGGAAACAGCGAAGAUUUAUGACCCCCUUGGCUUCCUGACCCCACUCACAAUUCGUGCAAAAAUCCUACUUCAAGAUAUUUGGAAGCAAAAGUUCGAGUGGGACAUGUCCCUACCAAAUGACCUACAGACCCAAUGGUAUAACUUUGCUAAAGACUUAAACAGUGUUAUCCCUACCAGAUACCCGAGAAGUUACUUCAAGGAAACUGACUCUUUGGCAUUUACUUCCGGUAUAGGCGACAGUGCUGCCAGCGCAUCCUCAGAUAUUCAUCUUCAUGUGUUUUGUGACGCCAGCCUUAAGGCCUAUGGAUCAGUAAUAUACAUUACACGAGGUGACCAGUCUGCACGUGUUAUAUCAAGGACACGUGUCGCACCUUUGAAGCUUCUAACAUUACCAAGGCUUGAACUUAUGGCUGCAGUGAUUGGUUCUAGACUUCUGCAGCACGUACUAUAG